AGACUUCAAUAGUUUUGUCACUCGGACAAAUACUUGUGGAGAGCUACGUUCUGCUCAUGUGGGACAAGAGGUCACUCUGUAUGGAUGGAUUCAGUAUCAAAGGUCAUUAUCUUGUGGUACUCCUACAAGCAGAUCCCUCAAGAGGCUGAAGUCUGCUCUCCUGAAGUCCAGGGUAGUGAGCUUGCUGUGUGCCCUCCUUGCCAUCCUAAGGAUCUCAAACUCCACCAUUUCGUAGUCAGUGCUGCCAAGGCUGCCCUCAAGCUUCACGUUCCCCAUCAGCCCCCCCUGUUGGUGAGGAUAAGGUCCAGCAUUGUCACUCUCCUUGUUGGUUCUUUCCAUCGCUUGGAGAAGGAAGGUGCUGUCAGGGUGUUCCAGAAACCUCCUGGGUUGACUCUGCCCUGCUGUGUUGUCCCUUCGGGGGAUACUGGGGUGGUUGAAGUCCCCCAUGAGAACCAGGGCUGGUGAACAUGAGGUGACACCUGUCUGACGAUAGAGGGCCUCAUCCACUUUGUCUUCCUGGUUGGGUGGCCUGUAGCAGAUACUGUACUGUCCUGUCCCUGGCCUCCCUUUAAUCCUGGCUAAUGAGCUCUCAGUUGGAUUCUCACCCGUCACCAGACAGAGCUCUGUGCACUCCAGCUGGGCACUGUUUGUCACUGACGGUCAUUAAUGUGACUCUCCCUCCUCAUCUCCCCAGCCUGCUUUUCCUGUGCUUAUCCUUCCAUUCCAACACUCCAUCUCCAUGAUGCCAGUGAGACUGUAACCCUUCAGGUGUAUGCACACUUCUAACUCCUCUUGCUUGUUCCCCAUGCAAUGUACAUUGUCAUAGAGGUGUUUCAGUUGUGCCCCUGAUGAUGCUGGCUUAUUAGCUGGAGUGGCUGGAAGUCCUGUCUUUUUAUGUCCUGCAGUAGCUGCUUCUGAAACAAGGCCUGUUUCUGGUUUUGAGGGAUUUCCAGGGAAUGAUCCAGGUCAUAAUUCCACAAGAUGAGGCACAUUCCCAUGUGAAAAAUCUUUUGUCUAAUGCCCCAGUGGAGUCUGUUGUUCGAGUGACUGGAAUUGUGUCACCUCGACCCCCAGGGCAGGAGAAUCCGAAAAUGCCAACAGGGGAUAUUGAAGUGAAGGCGGAGACUGCAGAGAUCCUAAACUCCUGCAAGAAGCUACCUUUUGAAAUCAAGGAUUUCAUCAAGAAAACAGAGGCCUUACGGAUGCAGUAUCGCUACUUGGACUUGCGUAGCUUCCAGUUACAGUAUAACCUGAGGCUGAGAUCACGUAUCGUGAUGAAGAUGCGGGAAUAUCUAUGUAACCUCCAUGGGUUUGUGGAUGUAGAAACUCCAACACUCUUUAAAAGAACUCCAGGGGGAGCAAAAGAAUUCCUUGUACCCUCAAGGGAAGCGGGCAAGUUCUACUCUCUACCACAGAGUCCUCAGCAGUUCAAGCAGCUCCUCAUGGUUGGAGGCCUGGACAGGUACUUUCAGGUUGCUCGCUGCUACCGAGAUGAAGGUUCACGGCCUGACAGGCAGCCUGAAUUCACUCAGAUAGAUAUAGAGAUGUCAUUUGUAGAUAAAACCGGGAUCCAGAAACUGGUGGAAGGCCUCCUGCAAUAUUCCUGGCCUAAGGAAAGAGGCUCCAUUUCCACUCCUUUCCCUUCCAUGACUUAUGAGGAGGCACUGGCUGACUAUGGGACUGAUAAACCAGACACUCGUUUUGGGAUGAAGAUAGUGGAUAUUGGUGAUUUUCUACGAAGAUCAGACAUUCAGUUUGUACAGAAUGCACUCAGUUACCCACAUGGCACUGUCAAAGCCAUUUGUAUCCCUCAGGGAGUGAGAUACCUUACAAAUAAAAAUUUGGAGUCACUAAAGGAGUCUGCAAGAUCCCAGUUUAACCAGGAAAUCGUGGAAAUUAUCUGCAGGCCUGAUGGAAGCUUGAAGUCUCUGCUUACAAGGUUUCUUGGUGAGGAGCAGCAGUCACAGCUUGUCCAAGCACUGAACAUGCAGGCGGAUGAUGUGGUACUGCUGGCUGCUGGUGAAGAAAAGCAAGUGUGCUCUGCAUUAGGAAGCCUCCGGUUGGAGAGUGCUGACCUCCUUGAGGCAGCUGGGCUGGUACUCCGUGAUCCUGCAGCUUUUCACUUUCUGUGGGUGGUGGAUUUUCCCCUUUUCCUCUCAAAAGAAGAGAAUCCCACUGAACUGGAAUCUGCUCAUCACCCUUUCACUGCCCCUCAUCCUACAGAUACCAGCCUCCUCUAUUCUGAUCCCACAAAGGUCCGUAGCCAACACUAUGACCUUGUGCUAAAUGGCAAUGAAGUCGGAGGUGGCUCCAUCAGAAUUCAUAAUGCAGAACAACAGCGUUUUGUGCUGGAGAAAGUGCUGAAGGAGGAUUCUGAGGUGCUUUCCCAUCUACUUGAGGCUUUGGAGCUUGGAGCUCCACCUCAUGGAGGAAUUGCUUUAGGACUUGACAGACUGGUCUCUCUCAUUGUUGAUGCUCCAAGUAUCCGAGACGUCAUUGCUUUUCCUAAAUCCUUCAGGGGACGAGACCUGAUGGGCAAUGCUCCAGACUAUAUCACUCCAGAGGAACUAAAGCCGUAUCACAUACAGGUUUCCUGGCCUCUAGAGGAAAAAGAGGCAAACAAAAACUGACUUAAAGACAGUGAAGUAAGCUGAUCUGUAUAACUAGAGGUGCUUCUGAAUUAAGUUCAGAAGAUAUGAAUGGUGGGAGGGUGAGGGACAGUACAACCCACUGUACUAUGACAGUUUUGGGAUUGAAUGGGAGAUAGAUAUGAAGGCUCCCUGAGAGGAAUUAACUUUUAGUUGGUAAUGGAGAGCUAGAAAGGCAAAAGAGAAGAAUAUAAUUCUAACAUAGGAUAUUGAGACUGUUGGCUUUGUGGUGUCAUUGAUGAGAUUUAUAUAUUUA
This is a messenger RNA of Melopsittacus undulatus (budgerigar), 2904 nucleotides long. It is a transcript of the gene DARS2, whose product is annotated as aspartyl-tRNA synthetase 2, mitochondrial. Gene Ontology annotation, cellular component: cytoplasm. Bases 957 to 2630 code for a protein of 557 amino acids. The transcript is spliced from 17 exons. NCBI's taxonomy places the organism in Eukaryota, Metazoa, Chordata, Aves, Psittaciformes, Psittaculidae. Gene Ontology annotation, biological process: aspartyl-tRNA aminoacylation. Gene Ontology annotation, molecular function: nucleic acid binding; ATP binding; aspartate-tRNA ligase activity. The record is from RefSeq and is a predicted model, not a curated record.